CUGGUCUGUAAGUCAUUUUGGUGAGGACAAGACAAAGAGAUUCCCGAAGUUGGGUUUGGCUCACAAGCUCUCUCCUCAAACUGGGUCUCACUCCAAACCUGCAGCAAUGGAGAUAAUGGCUUAAACCACUGAAGUUUGGCCCUUCUCUGAUUCAUUUACUGCAUUGAAGCAGCAAGGAAUUGGCCCAGUGUCAGUGAUAUUGCUGUAAUUUAUGAUGUCAAUUCCGGAGAAAUCUAGGCCGAGCUCAUCUGCUUCUUCUUCAUCGUCAGUUUCGGCCAAUGAGUUUGAUCCACUGCUGAAAGAUUUGAAUGAGAAGAAGCAGAGCUUUCGUCGGAACGUGGUGUCGUUGGCGUCGGAGUUGAAGCAGGUUCGGAGCCGGUUAGCUUCUCAAGAGCAAUCAUAUGUGAAGGAAACUCUCACAAGGCAGGUAGUAGAGACAAAAGCUAAAAAUAUGGAAGAGGAGAUUGGUAAAUUGCAGAAGAGAUUGGAACAGAGAAAUCUGCAGCUUGAGGCUUCAACAUCUAAAACUGAGAAGUGCCUCACAGAGUUGGAUGGUCUGAGGUCACAACUUGCAGCAACUCAAGAAACUGCAGAUACUUGUGCUGCAUCAGCUCAAUCGGCAAAGCUUCAAUGUCUGGCACUUGUAAAGGAAUUAGAUCAAAAGAAUUGUUCCUUGAAAGAGCAAGAUGAACGUAUAAUUAGGCUAGGAGAACAAUUAGACAAACUACAGAAGGAUCUUCAGGCAAGAGAGUCUUCGCAAAAGCAACUGAAAGAUGACGUUCUGAGAAUUGAGCAGGACAUUAUGCAAGCUGUUGCACAAGCAGGGGUUAAUAAGGAUUGUGAGCUGAGGAAAAUAUUAGAUGAGGUUUCUCCAAAGAAUAUCGAGAAGCUUAAUAAUCUUUUAGUUAUAAAGGAUGAAGAAAUAGGAAAGCUGAAAGAUGAAAUCAGGAUAAUGUCUGCUCACUGGACGCUCAAGACAAAAGAGUUAGAAUCACAGUUGGAGAGACAACGGCGAGCUGAUCAGGAACUCAAAAAGAGGGUAUUGAAAUUGGAGUUCUGCCUUCAGGAAGCUCGUGCUCAAACAAGAAAGCUUCAAAGGAUGGGUGAGCGAAGAGACAAAGCUCUGAAAGAGCUCAAAGACCAGUUACAACAACAGGGUGGGGCUGGUGCUUCACCUGCGGAAAGACCAAACUUUUGGGAAACCUCUGGUUUCAAAAUUGUGGUUUCCAUGUCCAUGUUCAUCUUAGUUGUCUUCUCAAAGCGAUGAAGUAGUUGCUGUGAAACUACUCUGUAUAAAAAGUAUGAAUCCUUAGCUUUUAGACUUUUAGUCGAGGAAUUAGUAAUAGCUGCAGAGGGCAUUUUGCUUGUAGACAUGCAUAUGCACAUUGUAGAGCUCCUCCUUGUGUAUCAGUAGCAGAGACAUUUGUUUUUUUUUUUUUUACCCUUCAAACCACAUUGUUAGUGUGGAUGUUGAAUCUGUGUAUGGGAAUUGUGGCCAGUAUGUUCUACUCUGCAUCACAGUAGUAAGUUUCAUGUUAAUGGAUGAUUAGGGCCGCAUCAGAGUCACU
Fragaria vesca subsp. vesca is the source of this 1568-nucleotide messenger RNA. RefSeq lists its product as uncharacterized. The transcript has 6 exons. Bases 212 to 1267 code for a protein of 351 amino acids. Lineage: Eukaryota; Viridiplantae; Streptophyta; Magnoliopsida; Rosales; Rosaceae. The record is from RefSeq and is a predicted model, not a curated record.